Molecule: messenger RNA, 1887 nt
Organism: Penicillium bovifimosum
Lineage: Eukaryota; Fungi; Ascomycota; Eurotiomycetes; Eurotiales; Aspergillaceae
Product: acyclic terpene utilization AtuA family protein
Exons: 3
Coding region: 1-1887 (628 amino acids)
Source: RefSeq, a predicted model, not a curated record
AUGACAUACAAAGGUCGACCCAUUCGAAUUGCAGGUGCCUCGGGCUCUGCCUCAGACCGACGCCAUGCCAUUGCUGAUUUUGCGCGUCAUCACCCAACCGAUCCUAUCGAUGUCAUUAUUGCGGAUUUUAUGAGCGAGUUCAACAUGGCCACCGCCGCGGGUCGGCGGGUAGACCAGUCGACAUCCCCAGACGCAGCAGCGCCUGCCUAUGAGCUGUCUUUUCUGGAGGCACUUGAGCCGGCUCUUGAUGACUUGGCCAAAUAUGAGAUCAAGCUGGCGGUCAAUGCGGGGGUGACAGAUACAAAGGGUCUUUACGACGUGGUGACACGCAUGGUGGAGGCGAAGAAGCUCGACUUGAAGAUCGCAUGGGUCUCUGGAGAUGAGGUGCUAUCUACCGUUCAGAAAGAGUUGAAUUCUGGGUCUGAAUUUCGCAAUGUCUACACCGGCGAACGGUUAGCGGAUUGGUCCUUUGAACCCAUCUAUGCCCAGUGCUAUCUGGGUGGUCUCGGUAUCGCGGCUGCGUUUGCAGAGGGUGCCGAUAUUGUACUGUGCGGGCGUGUGUCAGAUGCUUCGCCGGUAAUUGGGGCUGCGUACUGGUACCAUGGCUGGCAGCGCGAUGAAUUGGACAAGCUUGCCAACGCCUUUGUGGCAGGCCAUCUGAUCGAAUGUAGCAAUUACGUCUGCGGUGGAAACUUCACAGGCUUCAAGGCCCUAGAGAAUGCAGAGGGAGAUGGUUGGACGAAUAUCGGCUAUCCAAUCGCCGAGAUCUCUGCCGAAGGCGACGUUGUUAUCACCAAGCAGGCACACGCAACCGGCGGUGCAGUCACGGUCGAUACCUGCACUUCUCAGCUGCUAUAUGAAAUCCAAGGGCCCUGGUAUUAUAAUUCCGAUGUCACGGCUGUCCUCGAUGGUAUCCACUUCUCGCAGCGUGGCGUCAAUCGCGUCGCUGUUCAUGGGGUUCGGUCUGGUCCUCCUCCACCGACCACCAAGGUGGGCAUCACUGCACGAGGUGGGUUCCAAGCAGAGGCAUGGUGGUUCUUGACUGGUCUGGAUAUAGAAGCCAAAGCACGCAUGCUUGAGGCACAGAUCCGCAGAUCAUUGUCGCCAUAUUCGGAGAAAUAUACAUCUCUCAAGUUCGAUUUACUGGGGUCUUCCCUUCCUGACCCCUCCGACCAGAAUCGCGCAACUGUGCCACUGCGCAUCGUCGUGCAGGCGCGGUAUGCCGAGGACAUUGCCCCAACACGGUUCCUCAAGCAUAUCACCGAUAAUAUUAUGCAAGGAUAUCCCGGCGCUACCUUCCACUUGGAUUUGCGUCAGGGUUUCCCACGUGCCAUAUUCGAGUACUAUGUCAGCUUGCUCCCGCAAUCUGCAGUCCAGCACCGUGUGCAUAUGCCGUGGAAGCCGACUGCGUCUACACAGACUCUGGAUAUCCCGCCUCCACCAAACACCAGAACUUACCCCUUGCGCCAACCCUCUCAGCCAACCACGCAGACUGGCGAAGCCAUCGACCUUGGGCGUGACUUUGGGCCGACGACUCGUGGCCCGCUGGGCUGGAUUGUUCACGCUCGGUCCGGUGACAAGGGGGCCGAUGCCAACUGUGGUUUCUGGGUCCGUCACCGCGACGAAUACCAAUGGCUGAGAGCGUUGUUAUCUGUCGAUACAGCGCAAAAGCUGCUGGGAGAUGAUGGACGCGAAAAUCCUCAGCUGGCGAUCGAACGCUUCGAGCUGCCUAGUCUUCAUGCGGUGCAUUUCCUUUUCCGCAAUCUAUUGGACCGCGGUGUCGGUGUGACGACCACGGUUGACUUCCUAGGCAAGAAUGUGGCGGAAUAUCUGCGGGCGCGGCAUGUUGACCUUCCCGUGCGGUUCUUGAACCGCGGAAAGUUGUAG